Messenger RNA from Microthlaspi erraticum, 741 nucleotides. The record is from the annotation of a GenBank genome assembly. NCBI's taxonomy places the organism in Eukaryota, Viridiplantae, Streptophyta, Magnoliopsida, Brassicales, Brassicaceae.
AUGACGUCACCCAACAGUUGUUCAUCACCAACACCAUCGUCAUCGUCAUCGGACCAAUCUGAUGUAACUACAACAAGAAGCACCCACUUGUCUGAAACUCCACCCAGAAACAACAGCACAAGAAAGAGAAGAAGAGUUUCGUCUCCUCCUUCUUCUAAGCAUCCUGUUUACAGAGGAGUACGGAUGAGAAGUUGGGGCAAAUGGGUCUCCGAGAUCCGACAGCCUCGCAAGAAGACAAGAAUCUGGCUCGGCACUUUCGCCACCGCAGAUAUGGCUGCGCGCGCUCACGACGUCGCUGCUCUCACCAUCAAAGGCUCCUCCGCCGUCAUCAAUUUCCCGGAGCUCGCCUCUCUCCUCCCUCGUCCGGCGUCAUCUUCGCCGCAAGAUAUCCAAGCAGCUGCCGCAGAAGCGGCCGCCAUGGUCUUCGACGGAAAAAUGUCUGAGACAGAGGCGGAGGGGGAGCCAGAGAUGGAGGAGGAGGAAGUACCACCAUCGUCGGAAUCUUCUUACGUGGCGGCGGAGUCAGAGGAGGAGAGGUUGGAGGAGAUUGUAGAGCUGCCUAACAUUGACGAGGGAAGCUACGAUGAGAGCGUGAACUCACGCGCUGAGCUGGCUUAUUCUGAGCCGUUGGAUUGUUGGGUGUAUCCUCCUCCUCCGGUUAUGGAUUUUUAUGAAGAAAUAUUGGAGUUUGAUUUCGUGGAGUUAUGGAGCUUUCCUCCCACGGAAUUGAUUAAUCACUGA